GGAGGAAGACCAAGACAAGAAUGGCUGAGAACAGCCUACGUCCUGGGCUAACCACAGUUCUCCUCCUGUUGAUGGCUUGGUGGGCCACGACCAAUGCCACAACUUUUGAGAAGUUCCUGAGGCAGCACGUGGAUUACCCAAUGACUGAAGCUCCAGAUACCCAACGGUACUGCAACCUCUUGAUGAAGCGUCGUCACCUGGCAACCAAUAAAUAUUGCAAACACAUCAAUACCUUUGUCCACAAGGAUGUCCCUCAGAUCCAAGCUGUGUGUGGCCCGGCAGGGGAACCAACCACAGGAGACCUACGAGAAAGUAACAUGAGCUUCCCCCUCACGGUGUGCAAACUUCAAAGGGGCUCGUGGGCUCCAGAGUGCAACUACAUGGGGACCAGUGCUGUUGACAGGAUUAUUAUCGCUUGUGAAGAUGGCUACCCAGUUCACCUGGAGACAGAAGUCCCAGACUAUUAGGAGCUGGAGGAGUUGUAAAAUUAGGCCCAGAGAAACCAGUUCAGCCCUCUGCCUUCUCUCUCUUUUUCCUUCUACUGUUUCUUAUAGUUGAUGAUUGAUUAUGAGCCAUCGAGUUGUUUUUGACUCCUAGUGACCACUCAUAUAGGUUUUCUCCAUGACGACCUCUCCCUAACCUGAUCUUUCAAGUCUCCCAACGGUGCACGGAUCAUCAUUCUUAUAGUAGUUAUGAAGAAGAAAAUCUCAGUUUAUUUUCUUUGUUU
Molecule: messenger RNA, 727 nt
Organism: Candoia aspera
Lineage: Eukaryota; Metazoa; Chordata; Lepidosauria; Squamata; Candoiidae
Product: ribonuclease-like
Exons: 1
Coding region: 21-467 (148 amino acids)
Biological process (GO): defense response to Gram-positive bacterium
Molecular function (GO): nucleic acid binding; RNA nuclease activity
Source: RefSeq, a predicted model, not a curated record